AUGGCUUCUCGAACAUUAUUUUUAGAUACUAAAGUGUUGCCUUCUGAUUUGCUCACCUAUCAUGAUGAUGACUUUUACAAUCUUAUAAAUCAGCUCGUCGGUCCAGAUGAAGUAGCAUUACUCAAGAUUCAAGGUAUUCGAACAGUUAAUACAUUCUUAGAUAUAUCCAAUAUCUUCGAUAUUGUUAAUAUCGAUUCUGAAGAAAUCGAUGAUAUUAAAACAAAAAGUUGUUUUAUUCUUAAGAAUGAUAGCUAUGUUAUCAGACCAGGUAGCAAAGCCUCAAUUGAAUAUUUACGUGAUUUAUUUGAAAAGAAACAAGAUGAAAUACUGAAGAAUACAAAUAGCAAAUAA
Rotaria sp. Silwood2 is the source of this 351-nucleotide messenger RNA. The record is from the annotation of a GenBank genome assembly. NCBI's taxonomy places the organism in Eukaryota, Metazoa, Rotifera, Eurotatoria, Philodinida, Philodinidae.